Molecule: messenger RNA, 957 nt
Organism: Parnassius mnemosyne (clouded apollo)
Lineage: Eukaryota; Metazoa; Arthropoda; Insecta; Lepidoptera; Papilionidae
Source: the annotation of a GenBank genome assembly
AUGGAAUCUGCUGGAGAUUGGUGCUUGAUUGAAAGUGAUCCAGGAGUGUUUACACAGCUAAUAAGAAAAUUCGGUGCUACAGGGGUACAAGUUGAAGAAUUGUGGGCCAUAGAUGAUGGCAUUUUUGAAAAUUUACGACCUGUUCAUGGCCUAAUAUUUUUAUUCAAGUACAUGCAAGAUGACGAACCUCCAGAACCAGUAGUGUGUGAUGAUCGCCUUGAUAAAAUUUAUUUCGCUAAACAGGUUAUUAAUAAUGCAUGUGCCACCCAAGCUGUUAUUAGUCUUUUAUUGAAUUGCAACCAUCCAGAUGUAGAUCUCGGCCCUGAACUGAGCAAAUUAAAAGAGUUCAGUAUGUCUUUUGAUCCAAAAAUGAGAGGACUUACUCUUAGUAACUCUCAAACAAUCCGAACUGCUCAUAACUCUAUGGCUCAACAACCUCUUUUCGAGUUUGAUCCUAAAGUGGCAUCUAAAGACGAUGAUGCAUAUCAUUUUAUUGGCUAUAUGCCAAUAGAUGGUCGACUUUAUGAACUCGAUGGUUUACGUGACGGCCCUAUUGACCAUGGACCUAUAGCCCUUGAACAAGAUUGGCUUGAUGUCGUGCGGCCUAUUAUAAUGAAAAGAAUCAAUGUGUAUACUGAAGGCGAAAUCCAUUUUAAUUUAAUGGCUUUGGUAUCAGACAGAAAAAUGAUUUAUGAACGUCAGUUACACGAGGUCCAAAUGUUGACUAUGGAGACUGAUGACAUGGAAAAUGAAAUCCAAAGGCUCAGAAUGUUGAUUGAAUAUGAAGAUGUAAAAAUGGCCAGAUACCAACAAGAGAUGAUACGUAGGCGACAUAAUUAUUUGCCGUUUAUAAUAAUGCUUUUGAAAAUAUUAGCUGAGGAAAAAAAGCUGAUGCCGCUACUGGAGAAGGCUAAGGAGCGCGCUUCGAAGAAGGGUACGAAGAAAAUGAAAGUAUAA